Messenger RNA from Alnus glutinosa, 2703 nucleotides. RefSeq names its product transcription factor BHLH42. Gene Ontology annotation, molecular function: protein dimerization activity. Lineage: Eukaryota; Viridiplantae; Streptophyta; Magnoliopsida; Fagales; Betulaceae. The transcript has 8 exons. The coding region runs from base 338 to 2500 and encodes 720 amino acids. The record is from RefSeq and is a predicted model, not a curated record.
UGGGCGAUUCACAUAUCCUCCUCAAAGUCAUCUAACUUUUCUCCUUCUCCCUCACCUGCGGGUCUGCCAUUUACCUUCUCUUCUUUCCUAAAGUUCCUAGCUCCCACACCUUCUCUUCCCUUUGUUUUUGGUGGGAUCGAUUAAAGGCCUUUGAUUUUUAGAUCAGAUGACCACUUCUCCUUUUUGGCUAUUUACAAUCAUUGAAACCCGAAAGUGAUUUUUUUUUUUUUCUUUUUUUUUUCCUCUCUUUUUCCUUUCCUUCUGGCCGGGUCUGAUAAUUGAUAGAAAAGAGCUGAGCUCGAGUAGGUCUGGCGGUUAGAACUGAUCAGCUGGACCCAUGGCUGCACCGCCAAGUAGCCGGCUUCAAAGCAUGUUGCAGGCGGCGGUGCAAUCGGUUCAAUGGACUUACAGUCUAUUCUGGCAAAUCUGCCCACAACAAGGGAUCUUAGUUUGGGCAGAUGGCUAUUACAAUGGAGCAAUUAAGACUCGGAAAACGGUGCAACCAAUGGAGGUUAGUGCCGAGGAGGCAUCUCUUCAGAGAAGCCAGCAGCUUAGAGAGCUCUACGAUUCAUUGUCCGCCGGAGAAACAAACCAGCCCGCCCGGCGGCCUUGUGCCUCCUUAUCACCAGAGGACUUGACCGAGUCGGAGUGGUUUUAUUUGAUGUGUGUCUCCUUCUCUUUUCCCCCUGGUGUGGGGUUACCGGGAAAGGCAUAUACAAGGCGGCAGCAUGUAUGGCUCACCGGUGCAAAUGAUGUCGACAGCAAAAUCUUUUCCAGAGCCAUUCUUGCCAAGAGUGCUCGUAUUCAGACUGUAGUAUGCAUUCCUCUCCUGGACGGCGUCGUUGAAUUUGGCACAACAGAUAAGGUGCAAGAAGACCUUGGGUUUAUCCAACACGUCAAAACCUUCUUCGCCGACCACCCCCACAACCACCACCAGCAGCCUCACCCACCAAAACCUGCUCUCUCCGAGCACUCCACAUCCAAUCCCGCCACGUCGUCCGACCACCCUUCCCGCUUCCACUCUCCUUCGGUCCCGCCCAUGUACGCGGUGGCUGACCCACCGGUCAACGGCAACCCAGAAGACGAAGAGGAAGAGGAAGAAGAAGAGGAGGAGGACGAGGAUGAGGACGGAGAGUCCGGCUCGGAGGCCGAAACUGGCCGUGACGGACGGCCCAACAUCGCAGAGGCCCAAAACCCUCAGGGAAUAGCCGCCGCCGAGCCGAGCGAGCUCAUGCAGCUGGAGAUGUCAGAGGACAUCCGACUAGGCUCGCCAGACGACGGGUCGAACAAUUUAGACUCGGACUUUCACAUGCUCGCCGUGAGCCAAUCGGCCAUCCCCACGAACCACCAGCGCCAAGCCGACUCGUACAGGGCCGAGUCGACUCGGAGAUGGCCACUGGUACAAGACCCAUUAGGCGCCAGUGGAAUGCAAGUUCAACCACCAGAUUCAGGAACCCCCCCUCCGCUAGACGAAUUGACACAAGAAGACACCCACUAUUCCCUAACGGUCUCCACCAUCCUCCAAACCCAAAGCCAGCCCAGCCGAUGGGCCGAGUCUUCAUCCACAGCCUACAUCCCUUACUCCACCCAAUCAGCAUUCGCCAAGUGGACCAUCCGUGGGGACCCACACAUCCAUGUUCCUGUCGAGGGCACAUCCCAGUGGCUCCUAAAGUAUAUUCUAUUCAGCGUACCAUUCCUCCACACCAAGUAUCGUGACGAAAAUUCGCCCAAGCUGCGCGACGGCGACGCCACCACUCGGUUUAGGAAGGGAACCUCACAAGAUGAGCUCAGCGCCAACCAUGUCCUCGCCGAGCGCCGUCGCAGGGAAAAGCUCAACGAAAGGUUCAUUAUACUAAGGUCAUUGGUGCCGUUUGUAACCAAAAUGGACAAGGCCUCAAUAUUAGGGGACACGAUUGAAUAUCUUAAACAAUUACGUAAAAAGAUUCAGGACCUAGAGGCGCGUAACAGACAGAUGGAGGUUGAUCAUCAACGGUUGAGAUCGGGGGACCUACAAAGGUCUAAUAGUUUGGGGGACCUACAAAGAUCCAAUAGUUUAAAGGACCAGCGAAGUGGACUAACAGUAGUGGACCGGCCCCGAUCGGGUCAAUCCGGGCCAGAUAAGAGGAAGUUGAGGAUUGUCGAGGGGAGCUGCGGUGGUGCAAAACCCAAGAUGGUGGAGUCACCACCACCGCCGCCACCGCCACUGCCACCGCCACCGCUAUCACCAACCUCGAUGGAGACCUCGGUACAGGUGUCAAUCAUAGAGAGUCAGGGGUUAUUGGAGCUCCAAUGCCCUUAUAGGGAAGGGUUGUUACUUGACAUCAUGCAAAUGCUCCGGGAGCUCCGGAUUGAGACCACGACAGUCCAAUCUUCACUGAACAAUGGGUUCUUUGUAGCUGAAUUGAGAGCCAAGGUGAAGGAAAGUGUUAAUGGGAAGAAAGCAAGCAUUGUGGAGGUGAAGAGGGCCAUAAAUCAAAUCAUUCCCCAUACUGACCCUUAGAUAAUUGCAGAAUAUGAGAGGGGGGGAACCCGUAAAUUACUGACUAAUCGAUGUAGUAGUGUACAAUUAUAGUGUUUUUCUGAUUGUCGUUGAGAUCAAGUAGUCAAUCUCCCCCAGUGUAAUCUAACAAAGUGUAUGUGUAAUAGCAUAAAAAUGCCAAGAAAUGCAAGAUGGAAUUUCUCGAAUAAACGCCUGUUGAUACA